Astrephomene gubernaculifera is the source of this 2987-nucleotide messenger RNA. The record is from the annotation of a GenBank genome assembly. NCBI's taxonomy places the organism in Eukaryota, Viridiplantae, Chlorophyta, Chlorophyceae, Chlamydomonadales, Astrephomenaceae.
CUCGGCCGCCGCUACGUCAUUCGGAGCCCAGGCCAUGUCAUCCGCACUCGCCUCCACUCGCGCAGCGCUUUGGACGAGCGACCUGCUGUCGUACAUUGACAGUCAAUUCGCGGCUGCUGCUGCCGCCGAGUCGGCUGCUGCCGCGGCCGCCAACAAUGCCGUACAACGGGGUAGCUCCUCCGUAUCCCAACCGACAACCGCCAACUUCUCCCCAGAGUACUGCAACACGGCCUCGCCCGGCGUUGUCGCCAGCCCCGAUUGGGCGCUGCUGUCGGCCGACGUCGACUCCCUGCGAGCAAUCGACGGCAACGGCGGCGGCGCGGGAGCGGCCGCUGGCGGCAGUAGCGACCCAUGGGUCCGUCUGCUCGACCACCAGCCAUGCGCUUCGUUGCUGUACUAUGCGCGGCUUGCGGGCGCCACGUUUCUCGACGGACUGCUGGAUAGCAGCAAGCUAGUCGACUGGGCAUGCACGCAGCUGGCGGCAGUUGCAGCAGCCCUGGGCGGCAGGGCGCCGCUUGCUAGCGGUGGCAGCGGUGCCUUGUCCGCCGGCGCUGGCGGCCCUGGCGGCGGCGGCCGGCCUCUAACGUCGGUGGAGCAGCUUCGGGCGCAGGUUGCCUUGCAGCUGGUCCUAACAACGCUCCCAGACCUCACUCAAUCGCAGUUGCAUGUACGGCGGCUGGUGGAUGUCGUACUCGAGCUGCUGACCGCUGCCCGGGGCACUGCGGGUUAUGCCGGUGGGGGCGGAGGCGCUGACGUGGCAGGCGACGCCGCUGCUGCGGCGGCGGCGGCGGUGCAUUCACCCGCCCAUUCGCCGUCGCCGACGCCGCCAGGCUGCUCGACAGCUAUAUUUGGCUCCUUGCCGACCGGCGGAGGUGGCAGCAGCAGCAAUGCAACAGCUGCUGCUGCCACUGCACCAACAUGCACGCUGGACUCGUCCUUGGUCGGCAUGGCAUUGGACUGCUUGGAGUGCUUUGCGAAAGACGCCACGUCGGCGGUUUUAUCCCUGGACUCCCUGCCCGUAUUCGUGAGCGCGUUGCGGGCGCAUUGGCCCUCGCCAAGCACCAACGAACCGGCGUCGUCAACCGUCAAGUCCGGCGGCGGCGGCGGCGGGUGCUUCAGUGGUGACGGCGACGCUGCUGCGGUGCGACGGCAUGCUGUUGCGGACAGGCUGGCGGCAGUCCAUGCAGGUCUCGCAACCUCCGUCAAUACAAGGCUGCUCUCCUUCAACGUCAUCGCCGCGUUCCGAGACCUGGACCGUGCAGCCGCAGCGGGUAACCUCGACGCCGGGCUCGUCGCCCUGACCGCCGCCUGCUCGGGCGACCUCGGCCGACCCGCACCUGCCGUACAGCUGCUUGGGGACUGGGUGGUAGGGCUGCCGGUGGUGGCGCCGCCGCCGCUGGUGCCGUCGCCGGAGGCGUCGUCGUCGUCUUCGGCGGCGGCGUCAGCGGAGCAGCUGGCGGCGCGGGCGGAGCAGAUCGAUUUGGCGCUGCCUUGCCGUACAGUGUACGCAUGCCGGCUGCUUACCAGGCUGGCGGCGGAGUGUCGCCGCGUUAGAGCUGAAGCUGCGGUGAGUACGGCAAGAGGCUGGCCGCCGCCGCCGCCACCACCACCGCCGUCAUCACAGCAGCAGCAGCAGCCAGCUGGGAGCCUUGGCGGGGGCGCGGUAGGGUCCGGCGCUACAUCGGAGCGGCCGGGUGCUGGGGGUCCUUCGGUUGGGUUUGGUUUCGGAUCUGGGUCCGCUAGGGCCCAGCGGGCUGCUGCAGCGGCAGCUGCGGCGGGUGCGGGUGCGGGGGUUCAGCAGCAAGGGGUGAUGCAGCAUAGUGGGGCUUCAAGCACUGCUACUGCUGGGGUGUCGGGAGGAUCUGGAGGUCCGGGACUGACCCGUGGGUCACAAGAGGCCGGCGGCAGCGGCCAGGCAGAUGGGGCGGCCCCUGUGCUGCAGGAUGCAGUGAUUGCGUGGCUACUGAGCAGGCCAGGGCCCUGGCGUAACGCCCGUAGCAGCAGCAGCACUACCGCUGCAGGGGCCCCAGGAGUCCGCAACAGCAGCAGAAGUGGCAGUAGCAGCAACAGCAACAACAGCAACCCUUGGGACGAGCUGCAUGCCCGACGAACGGUGCAAUUCCUGGUUUGCAUGUCGGAGAUCGGCGUCUUUUCACCCAGCGCCUUCGUCCAAAGCUUGCUCGUGGAGGGAGUGUUCUCUCCAAGCUCUGCGAUCGACGGAGCUUACAUGUACGGCAGUCGUAGCAAUGGCAGCAGCAGCAGCCUGGCGGCUACCAUGGUUGCUACUGCCUUGGGCAUUCGCAGUACCCCGGUGGGAUGGAACUCUGCUCCUACUGCUCCCAUGACGACAGGCGUGGCGGAGAGCUGCCAUGGCGGUAUUAGCAGUCGCAUCAUUCGCGCCUGUUGCGGCUCAAUUGCUGACGUCGCCGCGCUCGCGUUUUACCUGCAACACCUGCAUCCCCAACUGGUAACAGCGUUGGACGACCAGUCGGCGGCAGCAGCAGCGGCGGCGACGGCGGCCAGGCCCGGCGGCCGUCGUACACUGGGCGCGGGCGGCAUUGCUAGCGGACAGCAGCAACAGCAGCAGCAGCGGCAACGAGCGGCCGCCGCCGCUGGGGUGCUCACCGGCGGGAAUUCGUACGGCAGAACCCGCAAAAGUCUCCUGGCGUUGGCGCGCCUCUACCAGAGCUCAUGCUGCAAGAAGGAGGGCUUAACAUCCGCGGCUGCGGGGCUGACGGGAGGGGUGCUGCUUUCCGGGGUGCGUGGCCGCCGCAAGCGGCAGCGGAGGGCUCGCCUAGAGGGCGCGGCGACGGAGCCGGCGGCGGCGGUGGAGGCUGCCGGGACGCCGUCGGGAACCGCUGCUGCCGGCGGUGACGGUCCGGCAGCAAAGCGGCGGCGACGGAGCUUUGGCGGGCAGCCGUCUACAGGUGCCGUACAGGACGCAGCAACGCCGCCGCCGCUGCCGCCGCUGACGGCGACGACGCCGC